Messenger RNA from Ilex paraguariensis (yerba mate), 343 nucleotides. NCBI's taxonomy places the organism in Eukaryota, Viridiplantae, Streptophyta, Magnoliopsida, Aquifoliales, Aquifoliaceae. The record is from the annotation of a GenBank genome assembly.
AUGUCUUCUCCAAGUUUUACCUCUUCUAUCUAUGUGUUUCUCUUGGCUCUCCUGUUCCAAAUUGCCAUGGGAGUUGAUCCCCUCUUCCAUUUCUGUUCAACCUCUGAGAAUUUCACAGCAAAAAGCUCUUACGAAACAAACCUAAACAAACUCAUUGGUGAUCUCUACUUCAAAACUCCUCUGACCGGGUUCGGUCUCGACUCCGUUGGACAGUACCAUGACCAGGUCUACGGGAUCUCUCUAUGUCGAGGCGACGUUUCAAGCACAAAUGCAAGGCCUGUGUUGCUGAGGCGGGCAGCGAAACCCGAAAACGCUGCCCCGACAACAAAAGUGCAAUCAUUUG